Messenger RNA from Umbelopsis ramanniana AG, 473 nucleotides. RefSeq lists its product as uncharacterized. Bases 48 to 446 code for a protein of 132 amino acids. Gene Ontology annotation, biological process: regulation of DNA-templated transcription. Gene Ontology annotation, molecular function: DNA binding; DNA-binding transcription activator activity, RNA polymerase II-specific; protein heterodimerization activity. Gene Ontology annotation, cellular component: nucleus; CCAAT-binding factor complex. The record is from RefSeq and is a predicted model, not a curated record. The transcript is spliced from 4 exons. Lineage: Eukaryota; Fungi; Mucoromycota; Umbelopsidomycetes; Umbelopsidales; Umbelopsidaceae.
UUUCUUUGCGAACUUCACUAACUGCCGUUCAUUUCUGCGCCGACAUCAUGAGUGAAGAGCUAUCACACUCCAUUAUCAACGCCGGUACUGCUCCAGGUGCUCAACCUGUGUUUGACCUUGCGAAAUUUUGGCAAGAACAGCUCAGCCUUGCCGAUAACUUUGAUUCUGAUUUCAAAAAUCACCCUUUGCCAUUGGCGCGAAUCAAGAAGGUGAUGAAAACCGACCAGGAUGUAAAGAUGAUCAGUGCCGAGGCUCCAAUACUGUUUGCCAAAGGUUGCGAAAUCUUCAUAUCAGAACUCACUCGUCGCGCAUGGAUCCAUGCUGAAGAAAAUAAGCGACGUACACUUCAGCGAUCGGAUAUAGCUACAGCCAUCUCCAAAACCGACAUGUGUGACUUUUUGAUCGAUAUUGUCCCGCGUGAGGAAGUAUGUGAAUUCAUCAGUUAGACAUGAACUAUGAUGAUUAUUUGAUUA